AUGGAGUAUCUUCCUAGUCUUCAACAGGAGUUUGACGAGCAUAAGCCGUCACUUUUCGAACUCCUCGCUGAACAACAACUCUCGGAUCUCCUUCCUCCAUCUCUACGUUAUCUUCUCGCAGUUGCAACACACCGUCACCCGCGCUAUCUUCUCCGGAUCCUCAAUUCAUAUGACGAAGUCUACGCCCUCCUUUCAUUAAUAGUCGAACGUUACUACCUGCGAACAUUCGGCGGGUCUUUUACGGAAAACUUUUAUUCCCUGAAACGAGAGCGCGUUCUCCGCACAAAGAAUGGCGAGAUUCCGCGCGCCCAGGUUGGCGCCGCAGGCCCCGUCCGCGACGCCCUCAAAUUACACUCGACGGAUAUCUGGAAGAAUCUACUCGUUAUGGUCGGUAUACCCUAUUUAAAGCGCAAGUUGGAUGAAGCAUACGAUAUUCAUGCCGCACCGCAUGCAUCCCUGGUCAUGGGCGACGGCCCCCGAUAUAAUCCCAGCGACGACCUGCCGGCCAACCCGUCGCUGCGCCAGCGUCUCUUACACUACUAUAAGUGGUUCCUGCGCAAAGUCUACCCAUCCGUAAAUGCAGCAUACUACUUCUCCGUUCUGGCGUUCAAUCUCGCCUACCUGUUCGAUAACACAAAGUACUCCUCCCCAUUCCUGUGGCUUAUCGGCACGCGCAUCCGCCGCCUCGGUUCCGCAGACCACCGCGCCAUCGCCGCAGUGCUAGAUCCCAAGCCCGGCCCAAGCACCGGACGAUCUCAACGACCAGGUGGAGGCUUGUUGGGUCUCCUGAGCCCUCAAAACCUCCACUCACAGCUCCUAACCUCACUACGAUACUUCCUCCCCGCCUCGAUCUUCGCCCUCAAAUUCCUAGAAUGGUGGCACGCAAGUGAUUUCUCUCGCCAGCUCGCCAGAAAAGCAACCGAUGUCCUGGAUCUGCCGGCCCCGGUCGUGGCAGGUCUUACAUCUCCCGCGGAACGGCGCAUAUCGUCAAUCCAGGAUGAGAAAGAGAAAGCAAAGAAGCAGGCCGAGCAGGAAAAGAAGAGCGGUGAUCUCAAGCCAGCUCUUAAAUCCCCCCGUCGCCACCGACCCCCCAUCUCUGCCACUUCAUACCUCCCCAUCUACACCGUGUCUUUGCCUCCGGCUGAUUCCUCAAGUGCUAACACAUGUCCUGUCUGUAUGGGCCAGCUCGCUAACCCGACUGCCUGUCAGACGGGAUAUGUGUUCUGCUACGUUUGUAUCUUCCACUGGCUGAACGGCGAACACCAGCGCCAACUGGACUUCAUGGCCGGUGAGGGUGCUGGUGCAGCGUGGGAGGAGGAAAUUACCGGCGAUGAUGACGAAGUGAAGGAUGCUGGUGAUGAUGAUGAAAAGAGUUCGCGCAGGCGAUCUGGGAAGUGGGAAAGUGGUAAGGGUAGAUGUCCUGUUACGGGGAGGAGAGUGCUUGGAGGCACUGAUGGGUUAAGGAGAGUUUUGAUCUGA
Messenger RNA from Penicillium soppii, 1479 nucleotides. RefSeq names its product ubiquitin-protein ligase peroxin 12 (gene pex12). The transcript has 2 exons. Bases 1 to 1479 code for a protein of 492 amino acids. Lineage: Eukaryota; Fungi; Ascomycota; Eurotiomycetes; Eurotiales; Aspergillaceae. Gene Ontology annotation, biological process: protein import into peroxisome matrix; protein monoubiquitination. The record is from RefSeq and is a predicted model, not a curated record. Gene Ontology annotation, cellular component: peroxisomal membrane; peroxisomal importomer complex. Gene Ontology annotation, molecular function: zinc ion binding; ubiquitin-protein transferase activity; protein binding.